Molecule: messenger RNA, 387 nt
Organism: Schistosoma bovis
Lineage: Eukaryota; Metazoa; Platyhelminthes; Trematoda; Strigeidida; Schistosomatidae
Source: the annotation of a GenBank genome assembly
AUGACUUUACAUAAAUCACCUGUAUUUUCUAUAAAUCCAUCUGAUUGGUUAAAAGGAGACGUUUCGAAGCUCACAUAUUUGAAAAUAUUUGAUAAAGUCGUAUCUUCUCGUAUAAUUUUCGUAAAUAAGAUGUUGCAUUUUCAAACUGUAUUUUGGGUACAACUUUUAAUUAUCAGCCUAUUCUACACUCACAAAGUAAUCAUAUCAAUGCCAAUAGCUGAAGAAUUGAGUAUUGAAUGUACAAUUCAAUGUGGAGUCGAAGCUGAUAAAUGUCAGAAAGCACAUGCAACAACACAACCACUAAUUGAAGCAUGUGUACAAAAAAUGUUUGAAUGUGUCAAACACUGUACUGGACCACCACCUGUUGAAGAUUAUUAUUAUUAUUAA